GUCACACUGACAUUCCUCAAUCAGCUGUUUUAGUUAUUCUCACAAAUAACAAAGUAAAUUUAGGGGAAUUUGUUUAUUAUUCCCACUCAUUUAGAUAUACGAGAACAACCUAUGAUGGAUGGCCAUCUGCGCCUCCAUAAGGUAGGCGAUUUCGUCGCACCGAAUAUCCAGGAGAAGGUCAGCAAGGCGGGCGGCAACAUGGAGCAGCUUUCGGGCGUGAUGAUAAUCAUCAUCAUCAGUGGCGGAGUACUGCUCUCCCUGAUGCUCUUCAUCUUCGCCAAGCGUCAGAUUAUGCGCUUCCAGUUGCGUGGACGUCGUGGACCUCACGUUCCCGUGGGCAACGAUGCCAAGAAAGGUCUGCGUCGUGAGAUUGAGCGGCGGCUGGAUUGCAUCCCGAAGAUCACGCAGGAACCCAAGCUGCUGUGGAACGACGGGGACAAGUACAUCGUUCAACCGGAGCCGGAGGCACCAUUACCACCGUACUAUUACCGCAUGAAGGCGGUAGAUGAUGUGAAGCUGCUGGAAUCGGAGAUAGCCCGCUCGGAUGGAAGUUCAAGACAUGCACCGGAGAGCCUGAGGGCCUUCCUCCUGACCACACUGUCCGUGACCCUUAACGGAGCCGGGCAGCGGAUGAUUCACCAGUUCUGUGACAUGUACGAGCACGCGCGACACGAUCCCAAUGAGUUCGGCAAGGAUGAGUACGAGGCGUAUCACCAUUUGCUGCUAAAAUUGUUGGAGGCAUCAAAGCAACUGAAGAACUACAAUUCGCGAAAAGCAUCUCCAGCUCGAACUCCUCGCAAGCAAACGAAAAUGCACUCACUGCUGGAUCCUGCCCGCCUCCGCCCACCCACCACCAUGGAGAAUGUACAACCGAGCAGCGAAUUAACUACGGGACAGCAUGCAAAGGUUAACUUAACACUGGGUCUGCAGGGUGGCAGUGGAAGCGGAGGCGAUGGCGAUGCCGAACUGGCCACAAAUCCUCUCCAUCUGCAGGCUCCAUCAGACAGAGAUUUGAUUAUACGCAACAGGAUCAAGACACCAACACUGGACGACAUCAUUGUGGAGGCGGAUCACCACCAGAGCAGCGAUUCCGGAGGAAUAGAGGACAACGAGAUUAAGAGCAUAUCGUCCAUGCAAUAGAGGAACUCCAAUAAUGUGUAGAAGCCUUCAAAAGAUUCCAGUUAAAAGUAGAAUUCGACGUGCAUCGUAAAUAAUUUUUGAAAUGGGAUAUGCUC
This is a messenger RNA of Drosophila serrata, 1235 nucleotides long. RefSeq names its product lipid transport auxiliary protein 1. The record is from RefSeq and is a predicted model, not a curated record. NCBI's taxonomy places the organism in Eukaryota, Metazoa, Arthropoda, Insecta, Diptera, Drosophilidae.